Penicillium riverlandense is the source of this 2193-nucleotide messenger RNA. RefSeq lists its product as uncharacterized. The record is from RefSeq and is a predicted model, not a curated record. Gene Ontology annotation, molecular function: DNA-binding transcription factor activity, RNA polymerase II-specific; DNA binding; zinc ion binding. Gene Ontology annotation, biological process: DNA-templated transcription; regulation of DNA-templated transcription. The transcript has 8 exons. Lineage: Eukaryota; Fungi; Ascomycota; Eurotiomycetes; Eurotiales; Aspergillaceae. Bases 1 to 2193 code for a protein of 730 amino acids.
AUGCAUGCAUCAUCCAAAUCUCAGCAGGCAGCCACGCGCCGCUAUGGAUUUGCAUGUUUAAUAUGCCGGCGGCGGAAGAUCAAGUGCGACGGCAAGAAGCCGAACUGUGCAAAUUGCGUCAAGGCCAAGGAGAUAUGCAACUACAAAGAAAGCUCCAGUUAUAACGCCCACCUGGUCCACCAGGCUCAGCAGUCCAAGAAGCGCGCAGAGGAUCUCGAGGCCCAACUCCGGGAUCUCGCCAGCCUGAGUCCUGAAAGCCGUGAUCACCGUCUUACGGAGAUUGUGCGCGAUCUCGACCAUCUCCAUGUAUCAGAAGGUUCGCCGGGCGACAUGUCCGAGUUUUCCCAGUCUUAUGAGGCCGAUAAAGAAUCACAUGAAGAGUUGCCGUAUAGCAAGCCAACUGAUUUUAGUGUCGGGGAACAUGGAACUUACUAUGGGGCUACAUCUAGGUUUCAUCCCCUUGAUUCAAAUGACAUCUCACCGGCACGAGCUCCCCAACUGGAAGGGACGGAACACAAGGCCACCGAGGAGUACCACCGCAAAUGGCUCGCCUCAAAUGCCAGAUUCCAGGAGUCUUUUGAGAAAGUAGCCCUUAGCCAUCUCUUUCAAUAUACAGAUGUUGGCCUCGAUGUGUGUUCAACUCUACUACAGAUCUUCUGGACAUGGCAAGCCCCUCUGCACAAUUACGUCUAUCGUCGAUGUUUCUACCGCGAUAUGGCUCUGAAUGGUCCCUAUUUCUCUCCAUUUCUGUUGAAUGCGAUUUUUGCGCAUGCCUCUCGUCACACCAAAGACGAAGACCCCAGAUUUGCGGGUGCUGAAAGGGGCGAAUACUUCCUCCGGAAAGCUAAGCAGUUUCUGCUCGUGGAAAUGGACCAGGAAAAGCCUAAAAUAUGUACUGCCCAAGGUUUAUUGAUUCUCGGCGGCCGGCAAUGUGCUAUUGGCAAAAGUAGUGAGGGGUGGCUUUAUACUGGCAUGGCAAUCCGAAUGAUCACUGAUCUCGGUAUCCACCUUUACCGGGGAAACCUGGAAGGUCUUGAUGGCCUCGAACCUGAUGAUCUCGAAGUGAGAAAAAGGCUUUAUCUCUCAGCAUAUCACUGGGAUAAGUCAAUCAGUCUAUGCCUAGGACGGCAACCAUGCCUGCCCGACCUACCGUAUGCACCGGAUAGCUUGUUUGACACAUCCGAUAAUGACGACGAAUGGAGGCCUUAUUCCCUUCGAGAAAUAGAGGAUUCCUACCCUUCGACCAAGUCCUACGGCACAAUAACCUUUGUUCACUUCUGCAAGUUAGCAAAAAUAAUUAACGAGAGCUACGACAAAGUCUACAGUAGGAGUCCCCAGCACCUCAAGCCUCAAAGUAUUUUUGAACUAGAGGCCAAACUUCGUUCUUUCUACCAGAGCUUACCAGAACCGCUCAAGAUAGCACAAGCUACUUCCCUGCAGUUCUGUCACCCGCCGCAUAUCUUCUGUCUCAACAUUCUAUACCACACAAUGCUCAUUUUAAUUUUCCGGCCUUUCUUCGGCUGGUCUCGUCACUCUAAGCUUCAAGACCAUGCACUUGCACGACGAGCACAAAAGGUGUGCAUCGAGGAAGCGACAGAAGUUAAUGAGUUUUUCCGACAGUACGGACGAACUUUCAACUACCAGAACCAGACGUAUCUCGUCUCGUACUGUGUAUACACAACUGCUACUAUCGACGUUCAGAUGAUCCAAAAUGAGGAUGUCGCGUUGGCCACCGCCGCAGUAAACCGAUUGUCUACAACGCUCGAGAUGCUAGAGUCGGAAGCCAGACAAACCCCUGGGAUCAAGCGCAGCAUCGACAUCAUCAAAUCUCAUCUCGCCAAGCGUGCUCAAGCGGGUCCUCAAGAGAGUUCGGUAAUACACCAUUCUCCUGAGCAACAACGGCGAAGCUUGUAUGUCAAUGUACCGGAGCAACGUCCGCAUCACAGGCCAGGAAUAGCGAGUUCACCCUCUAGCCACUUGGAAAAUCGUAUGUAUCGCGAGAAUUACAGCAGCAUCGCUCCUCCAACAGGUGACCAGACCCCGGAUGAAAAUAUUGGGCACAUUUUGACACAAGCAAUGGACGUUGAUACUCCGUGGAGGGACUGGGAAUUUUUCAAUGCGGGCGGAGGCUUCGUUCCGAGCCAUGCGAACUGGGCGCCCUUUGAUCCAGCAUACAAUUACCACAUGGAUUAA